UAGUGACACAGGAGGCGGCGGCCCGGCCCGGCCUGGCGCUGGGAGGGGGCGGCUGGGGCCGGUUACCGGGGAGACCGGGCAGCGCCCUGCGCUCCAUGCGGCCCAGGCCGGCGCCAUGACGCACUUCGACACACAGUACCAGCGCCUGGAGGCCUCCUACAGCGACUCGCCCCCGGGGGAGGAGGAUCUGCUGGUGCACGUUCCCGAGGGCAGCAAAUCUCCCUGGCAUCACAUAGAGAACCUGGACCUCUUCUUCUCUCGCGUCUAUAACCUGCAUCAGAAGAACGGCUUCACCUGCAUGCUGAUUGGCGAGAUCUUUGAGCUCAUGCAGUUCAUUUUCGUGGUAGCCUUCACAACCUUCCUCGUCAGCUGCGUUGACUAUGACAUCCUGUUUGCCAACAAGAUGGUGAAUCACAGCCAGCACGCCAGCGAGCUUGUCAAGGUGACACUGCCAGAUGCCUUUCUGCCUCCCAGCGUGUGCAGCGCAAGAAUCCAGCAGAACGGCUUUCUCAUUUCCAUCCUGGUGAUAGCGGGGGUUUUCUGGAUCCAUCGACUCAUCAAAUUUAUCUACAACAUCUGCUGCUACUGGGAGAUUCACUCCUUCUACAUCAACGCCCUCAAAAUCCCCAUGUCCAACCUGCCCUAUUACACCUGGCAGGAGGUGCAGGCUCGCAUCGUGCAGAUCCAGAAGGAGCAUCAGAUCUGCAUCCACAAGAAGGAGCUGACGGAGCUGGACAUCUACCACCGCAUCCUGCGCUUCAAGAACUACAUGGUGGCCAUGGUGAACAAGUCGCUGCUGCCCAUCCGCUUCCACCUGCCCGGGCUGGGCGACACCAUCUUCUACACCCGCGGCCUCAAGUACAACUUUGAGCUCAUCUUCUUCUGGGGUCCUGGCUCGCUCUUUGAGAAUGAGUGGAGCCUCAAGGCGGAGUACAAGCGGGGCGGCAACCGCCUGGAGCUGGCCGACAAGCUGAGCGCCCGCAUCCUCUGGAUCGGCAUCGCCAACUUCAUCCUCUGCCCCCUCAUCCUCAUCUGGCAGAUCCUCUAUGCCUUCUUCAGCUACACCGAGAUCCUGAAGCGGGAGCCGGGCAGCCUGGGCGCCCGCUGCUGGUCACUCUACGGCCGCUGCUACCUGCGCCACUUCAACGAGCUGGACCACGAGCUGCACUCCCGCCUCAGCAAGGGCUACAAGCCGGCCUCCAAGUACAUGAACUGCUUCAUCUCCCCCCUGCUCACCAUCGUGGCCAAGAACGUGGCCUUCUUCGCCGGCUCCAUCCUGGCCGUGCUCAUCGCCCUCACCAUCUACGAUGAGGACGUGCUGGCUGUGGAGCACGUCCUCACCACCGUCACCCUGCUGGGCGUGGGCGUCACCGUCUGCCGGUCCUUCAUCCCAGACCAGCACCUGGUGUUCUGCCCAGAGCAGCUGCUGCGGGUGAUUUUGGCACACAUCCACUAUAUGCCCGACCACUGGCAGGCCAACGCCCACCGCUACGAGACCCGGGACGAGUUUUCUCAGCUCUUCCAGUACAAAGCGGCAUUCAUCCUGGAGGAGCUGCUGAGCCCCAUUGUUACCCCCUUGAUCCUCAUCUUCUGCCUGCGGCCCAAGUCCCUGGAGAUCAUCGACUUCUUCCGGAACUUCACCGUGGAGGUGGUGGGCGUGGGUGACACCUGCUCCUUCGCACAGAUGGACGUGCGCCAGCACGGGCACCCGGCGUGGAUGUCAGCGGGGAAGACUGAGGCCUCCAUCUACCAGCAGGCCGAGGAUGGCAAGACUGAGCUGUCCCUCAUGCACUUCGCCAUCACCAACCCCAAGUGGCAGCCGCCCCGCGAGAGCACGGCCUUCAUCGGCUUCCUUAAGGAGCGCGUGCUGCGCGACAGCAGCGUGGCGCUGGCCCAGCAGGUCGUGCUGCCUGAGAACGCCCUCUUCACCUCCAUCCAGUCCCUGCAGUCGGAAUCCGAGCCUCACAGCCUGAUUGCCAAUGUGAUCGCAGGCUCCUCAGCCCUGGGGUACAUGAGCCACGAGCUGCAGGCCUCCCGCCAGCUCUCCGAGGUGGCCUCUGCCCUGCGGUCCUUCUCCCCGCUCCAGUCUGCCCAGCAAACUCAUAGUGGCUUCCAGACAUCCGGGUCCCACGUGGAGGGGGCACCGCCCCGGGCCCACAGCACCAUGACGGCUUCUGGCACGGAUGCCAGAACAGCGAGCUCAGGGAGCAGCGCCUGGGAGGGCCAGUUACAGAGCCUGAUCCUGUCGGAAUACGCCUCCACCGAGAUGAGCCUGCACGCACUCUACAUGCAUGAGUUGCACAAGCAGCACACUCAGACAGAGCCCGAGCGGCAUGUGUGGCACCGGCGGGAGAGUGAUGAGAGCGGGGAGAGUGCCCCGGAGGAGCCGGAUGCUCAGAAGGGAGCCCCCACCGUCAUACCCCGCUCUGCCAGCUACCCCUUCUCCUCGCCGCGCCAGGCUGUGGAGGAGUCAGCCACCCUGCAGAUGGGCUUCCAGCGCCGAUACGGCGGCAUCACAGAUCCGGGCACAGUGCACAGAGCCCCAUCGCACUUCUCCCGCCUGCCUCUAGGGGGCUGGGCUGAGGACGGACAGUCGGCACGACACCCGGAGCCGGUUCCAGAGGAGAGCUCGGAGGAUGAGCUUCCGCCUCAGAUACACAAGGUGUAGCUCUGGGGGUGAGGAUCUCGUGGGAUUCCAGACUCUGGAGCAGCCUGGGCAGCAGGACCCGGGGUCCCGGCCCCCUCCCCUGUCCCACAGAGGUGGGGUGGGCAGAGGUGCCUAGUGCUGGCGUUCAUGCCGAAGGGACAGAACCACCACGUCAGCGCCUUGCGGUGGAAGCUUCUGUACAGACGUGUGUCAAGCCAACAUCACUCAGACUCGUACUCAUGUUGGGUGAAUGCGUGUGUGAGUACAUACGUGUAUCUGUGUCCGCAUAUGUGUUGUCCGUGUCGGAGGGAAUCGGCCAAGAGCUGCACGGAGCACCGCAGAGCCUGCGCGAGGCCAGCGACCCGCAGCUGGCAGGGGAGAGCUCCGCGGGUUCCGGCUGCCGGCGGGAGAGGCUACUGUGGAGUCCCUGAGCAGAGCCAGCGAUGCCUCUUCCACAGUCCAACUAAAGACCCUCCUUCGAGCUGCAGCCGGCCUGGCCCGCCCGGGUUCCCGCCAGGGGAGGGACGCAUCAGAAUCUAUUUUUGUAAC
Molecule: messenger RNA, 3196 nt
Organism: Chelonoidis abingdonii (Abingdon island giant tortoise)
Lineage: Eukaryota; Metazoa; Chordata; Testudines; Testudinidae
Gene: ATG9A
Product: autophagy related 9A
Biological process (GO): protein localization to phagophore assembly site; reticulophagy; piecemeal microautophagy of the nucleus
Cellular component (GO): phagophore assembly site; autophagosome
Source: RefSeq, a predicted model, not a curated record